Messenger RNA from Empidonax traillii (willow flycatcher), 1673 nucleotides. It is a transcript of the gene GPRC5C, whose product is annotated as G protein-coupled receptor class C group 5 member C. Lineage: Eukaryota; Metazoa; Chordata; Aves; Passeriformes; Tyrannidae. The coding region runs from base 137 to 1426 and encodes 429 amino acids. The transcript has 5 exons. Gene Ontology annotation, biological process: G protein-coupled receptor signaling pathway. Gene Ontology annotation, molecular function: protein kinase activator activity; G protein-coupled receptor activity. The record is from RefSeq and is a predicted model, not a curated record. Gene Ontology annotation, cellular component: signaling receptor complex; extracellular exosome; intracellular membrane-bounded organelle.
CCCCCCGCUCCAGGCUCCUUCCUGAGGGGAGCCACCGUGGAGACGGGGCUCAGCCAGCCGUGCCACCGUGCCAGCCGUGCCAGCCGCCCGUCCCUGCGGCUCCUGAGGAAAGGGUCCCUGGGUGCCACAGUGCAGGAUGGAGCCCACGGCCGUGCUGCUGGCCCUGCUCCCCACGGCAGCCACGCAGCCCACCCCGCAGCCCACCCCACAGCCCACCCCGCCCCCAGGCUGUGGCCACGGCCUCUCCUCCCUCUACUACAACCUCUGCGACCUCUCGGCGGGCUGGGGCAUCGCGGUGGAGGCUGUGGCCAGUCUCGGCGUGGUGACCACCUUCGUGCUCACCAUCGUGCUGGUGGCCAGCCUGCCCUUCGUGCAGGACCCGCAGAAGAAGAGCCUGGUGGCCACGCAGGUGUUCUUCCUCCUGGGCACCUUCGGGUUGUUCUGCCUGACCUUUGACUUCGUCGUGGGGCCGGAUUUCUCCACCUGCACCUCCCGCCGCUUCCUCUUCGGUGUCCUCUUCGGGAUCUGCUUCUCCUGCCUGCUGGCGCACGCCAUGGCCCUCAACUUCCUGGCGCGGCGGAACCGUGCGCCGCGGGGCUGGGUGACACUGGCAGUGGCCCUGUCCCUCGCCUCGGUGGAGGUCAUCAUCAACGCCGAGUGGCUGCUCAUCACGGUGGCGCGGCGGGAGGGCCCCCCGGACCCCUGUCAGCUGGCGGACGCCGACUUCGUCAUGGCGCUCAUCUACGUCAUGUUCCUGCUGGCGGCCGCCUUCGGCGCGGCCUGGCCGGCCCUCUGCGGCCGCUACGGCCGCUGGCACAAGCACGGCGCCUUCAUCCUGGCCACCACCGGCCUCUCCGUGGCCAUCUGGUUGGUGUGGACCGUCAUGUACCUCUACGGGAACCGGCGCGCCGGCCACAAGCCGGGCUGGGAUGACCCCACGUUGGCCAUCGCGCUGGUCAGCAACGCCUGCGCCUUCCUCCUGCUCUACGUCAUCCCCGAGGUGACGCACGUGACGCGGCGCAGCCCCGAGCAGGCCUUCGAGGACGACGGCUACCCAACGCGCGGGGUGGGCUACGAGACCAUCCUGAAGGAGCAGAAGUCCCAGAGCAUGUUCGUGGAGAACAAAGCCUUCUCCAUGGACGAGCCCUCCUUCGCCAAGAAACCGGUGUCCCCGUACAGCGGCUACAACGGGCAGCUGCUGACCAGCGUGUACCAGCCCACCGAGAUGGCUCUGAUGCACAAGGGCAUGAGUGAAGGUCCCUAUGACGUGAUCCUGCCCCGCGCCUCCACCAGCCCGGCACCCGGCAGUGCCAGCUCCACGCUCCGAGCUGAGGACGCCUUCGCGGCACAGGCCCGGCACAUCGGCACCCCACGGGACACCCGGAGCUUCCAGGUGCAGUCCCCGUACAGCAGGAACCGGUGGUGAAGCCCCCGUGGCACAGGUCCCGCAGCACUGGCACAGCCGCGGCCCCUCCAUCCUGCUCCCGAGGUCUCGCCAAGCCUCAUCCUGCCCUCACACGUGAAUCCCACCCCGGCCAGCAGCCAGAGCCAGUUCCUGCCAACGGGAUGCCCGGAUACGGCCCCAGAGCCAGCGCUCCCACCUGCCCGUCCCACCUGGCCUUGGCACCCGCAAGCCGCCCGCUCUGCCCGGACCCCACGGCCUGCCUCAAGGA